AUGUCUACAAUCACCCAUACCGCCCUGCAAUCGGGUCAUGCGCCCAUUAUUCCCCUCUCCUUCAACUCGAACCAGCCGGAGACGAUUCGCCUCUACCCUCUGUCCAACUACACUUUUGGCGUAAAAGAGACCCAACCAGAGGAAGACCCCUCCGUGAUCGCCCGUCUGAAGCGCCUCGAAGAGCACUACAACCAGCAUGGCAUGCGCCGCACCUGCGAGGGCAUCCUCGUCUGCCAUGAGCACAACCACCCGCACAUCUUGAUGCUCCAGAUCGCCAACGCCUUCUUCAAGCUGCCUGGCGACUACCUCCGCCCCGAGGACGACGAGGUCGAAGGCUUCAAGUCUCGUCUCGACGAGCGCCUUGCGCCUGUUGGCAGGAUUGGAGAGGGCGAGGAGCCUGCGGACUGGCAGGUCGGUGACUGCCUGGCGCAGUGGUGGAGGCCCAACUUCGAGACGUUCAUGUACCCGUUCGUGCCUGCGCACGUCACCAGGCCGAAGGAGUGCAAGAAGCUCUACUUUAUCCAGUUACCCAAGAGCAAAGUGCUCAGCGUGCCGAAGAACAUGAAACUCCUCGCAGUCCCCCUGUUCGAGCUUUACGAUAACACCGCCCGCUACGGUCCUCAGCUUUCUGCAAUUCCCCACCUCCUCAGCAGAUACAACUUCGAGUUCGUCGAUGAGAACGGUAACAUCGUCGCGGUCACCCCGGGUUCGUCCGCACCCGAGGGAUAUGUGCCCCGGAUCAAGGUUUUGGCUGGGGACGACACGGAUAUGCAAGAGGCGAAGGAUGAGAACGGCGAGCAGUAA
Messenger RNA from Colletotrichum aenigma, 804 nucleotides. It is a transcript of the gene CFIS2, whose product is annotated as Pre-mRNA cleavage factor Im 25 kDa subunit 2. The coding region runs from base 1 to 804 and encodes 267 amino acids. The transcript is spliced from 2 exons. Gene Ontology annotation, molecular function: mRNA binding. NCBI's taxonomy places the organism in Eukaryota, Fungi, Ascomycota, Sordariomycetes, Glomerellales, Glomerellaceae. Gene Ontology annotation, cellular component: mRNA cleavage factor complex. The record is from RefSeq and is a predicted model, not a curated record.